AUGAAGGAAGUUUGUUUAGCAUGCGGACUGUGUCCACUUUGGAAACAACCACUUUACAACUGUAUCUCUACCCCAACUUCAAGUUUUAUUAAUUUCGAUGAAUUUGCAAGUUGGUGGAAAAAAUUUGAAGAAAAUGCUCACGAUCAAGCUUCGCGUUUUGUUUACAUUUUGACGAAUGGAAGACGAAAUUUUCUUGCUGCAGAUGAUUUUAAAGCACUUAUUCAAGAUUUAAUUGAGACAUUACCUUCACUGAGCUUCUUAAAAGAAGCUGUCGCCUUCCAUCAAGCAUAUAUAAAAACAGUUAUAGCACGCAUUUUCUGGAAUGCAUGCCAUUCUUGGAAAAAAUAUAUUUCGAUAGUAGAACUCAGGUUAUCAAACUUAUUACAGGCAAUCACGAUGUUAGAAAGCGCACAGGUCAAUGAAGAACGUGAAUUUUUUAGCUAUGAACAUUUUUACGUCAUUUACUGUAACUUUUAUAUGUUGGAUAAAGAUGAAAAGAAUCAUUUGACACCGUCUGAUCUUUCACUUUACUCCAAUAGUGCACUAACAAAUUUGGUAGUGCAACGAGUCUUUUCUGGUGCUGUUUUGCCGAACAGUUCAAUGAAACAAACUUUAGAUUACACUGCAUUCAUCAAUUUCUUAUUGGCAGAAGUUGACAAAUGCCACCCGAAAAGCAUCGAAUACUGGUUUCGAAUAAUGGAUUUAAAUGGGGACGGUCGUAUUUCAUUUGACGAAAUGGAACGGUUUUACAAAGAAAUAAUGGCAAAUGUGAUCCGUAUGGAUAUGGCCGUAAUAACAUUCAGUAAUUUGAUAAACAUGUUAAAAGAUAUGAUAUCGCCACAUUCAUCAACAUAUUUCACAUUAUCCGAUUUCAAACGAUCUCCUCCGCUGGCACGAUAUUUCUUCAAUACUUUCAUUAACUGGAUAAAGCAUAUUGCACAAGAAAGUUGCUUGCCUGAUAAUAGAAACGGAGUGGAUCCACAAUUCAACGAUUGGAAUCGUUUCUGUAAAUCGGAAUACGAAAUAUUAGUGGCAGAUUUACUAGAUAGUGAAGAGGAAACAAUGGCUGGUAAAAUGUCAAAUAAUCUAAUCUAG
Molecule: messenger RNA, 1095 nt
Organism: Loa loa (African eye worm)
Lineage: Eukaryota; Metazoa; Nematoda; Chromadorea; Rhabditida; Onchocercidae
Exons: 8
Coding region: 1-1095 (364 amino acids)
Biological process (GO): protein dephosphorylation
Cellular component (GO): protein phosphatase type 2A complex
Molecular function (GO): calcium ion binding; protein phosphatase regulator activity
Source: RefSeq, a predicted model, not a curated record